This is a messenger RNA of Telopea speciosissima, 1440 nucleotides long. RefSeq lists its product as uncharacterized. NCBI's taxonomy places the organism in Eukaryota, Viridiplantae, Streptophyta, Magnoliopsida, Proteales, Proteaceae. The coding region runs from base 53 to 1021 and encodes 322 amino acids. The record is from RefSeq and is a predicted model, not a curated record. The transcript has 2 exons.
UCUCUCUCUCUCUCUGUGUGUGUGUGUAAAAUUUGUAAAAUUUGAUCGGGAAAUGGCAGCCCUGAUAUCCCACAUCUUCUCGUCGUCGGCGCUGCUGUCAGUGGGGCUCUACCACCUCAUCUGUACCACCCGAAACCACCUUAAGUCCCCCCGAGACUACAUCGCAAAACCCUACCACCCCUUCCCUUUGUGGGCGUCGUCUUCAUCGUCGUCGUUAACGUCCACGUCCUCCUCUUCCUCAUCCUCCUCAACACGCCUAAAGCACGUCCAACUCUACCUGCUGAUCCUCUAUCUCGUGCUGGCCUUGGGCUACCAGCUUCUCACCUCCUCCGAUUCCGACCCUCUCGUUAAAGGCCACACCCCUGUCCACCGCUUCUCCUCCCUGCAGUCCGCCGCCGUUUUAUUCCUCUUCCUCCUGCUCUCCCUCUCCCUCCUCCUUUCCUCCACCACAUCCCUCCUCCCCAUCCCAUCCGACCUUUUCUUCGCCUUUGCCUCCGCCGUUUUCUUCCUCUACUCCUUCGUCUCCUCCUCCUCUGCCUCCUUCCAGAUCUCCGAUCUCCAGGCCAAAUGCGACUCCGUCUCGUCCUGGAUUUCUGCUUCCUCCGCCCUCCUCUGCCUCCUCCUUGCUUGCCAGCCCAGAUUGUUCGUUGCCGACGUGGGCCUUGGCGCUUCUGUCUGUCUCCAGGGGCUCUGGGCCUUGCAGACUGGGUUGUCCCUUUACGUCGAGGCUUUCAUCCCUGAGGGCUGUCAUCGCCUCUUGGAUGUCGUCAGUGGGGUCGAGGGUUCUACAAAGUGUGACCUCGAGGAGUCCAGGCUUAGGGCCGUGGCCAUUCUGGAUCUCGCCUUUGUGAUUCAUGCCACAUUUGUCAUCGUCACUGUGAUGGUCGUUUAUGCGGUCAUUGCUAGGAGUGUUGGUUCGAAAAGGCUUGGCUCCUAUGAGGCGUUGCCUACUUUGUCCGGUGCUGGAGAUUCAAAUAACAAUCACAUCCAGAUGAAGGCUUUGGCAGUAACACAAGCCUGAUCUACUCUUCUGAGGUUUGUUUUUGGAGUUGGAAGAAACUCACAUGGGUCUGAGCACCCUACGUCAACAUGAUCCAAGCGGAGAAGGUGCUUUUUUGGACCCCUUCUGUUCAUGGAUUCUUCAAGACGACCUGCUACAGGGGCUUUUUGCCUAGACUCUAAGCAGUAUAUUGUGCAGUUGUUUGUGACUGUUUUGGUCAGAGCGCAGAGCGUGGAGCGUGUGAACAUUCUGAAGGCCUCCCUUUUCCCAGUAUGUGCUGCUGUUUGUACAGGUUUCUCCUCUCUUGGUCGUUUGGUUGUACAAAUUUUGUCAUGGAAUCAUACUCUGAUCUGGUUAGCCUUUUUCUGAGGCGCACAGCUCCCUUCUAUGGGAGAUUCAAACCUUUUUGGAGGACAUUUGGCAUUUAAUGCACUUUUCUG